AUGGCUGGCCUUAAUGCAAUUACAUAUGUUGCAGGAUAUUUACUAAAGAAAUGUUUGGAGAAACACAGAUGCGAUAUCUGUGCAAAAUGCCUGGUCAACUUAGAACUAGACAGUUCGACAAAGUUAUUUUGUUAUUUCAAAGCGUAUGAGUCAUCAACAAAACCAUUUAGUGGCCUACUUGUUCCUGGAGCAGACUUUGUAGACUACAUCACACACUUGGAGAGUACAUUUGUAAAUGAACUUCCCAAGUCCUUAAAUAAGCUAGGAAUUGGGAAACAUCUAAUGGGGAAACUCAAGGAGUUUUCAGUCCCCCAAUGCUCAGGUUUUCCUGGGAAAUAUGUUUUAAAGUUGUUUGUAAGAAUGAGGCUGUACUAUGCAUUGAAGUUUGCCAACAGAGACUUUACUCAACAAAAAGGAAAAGUAGGAAGUAUUUUAAGAUUACACACUUAUAGAAAGUGA
Messenger RNA from Paramuricea clavata, 459 nucleotides. NCBI's taxonomy places the organism in Eukaryota, Metazoa, Cnidaria, Anthozoa, Malacalcyonacea, Plexauridae. The record is from the annotation of a GenBank genome assembly.